GGGGCGGGGCCAGACUGCUGCUUCUCGUGACUGAGCGACGCCACAGGACGGGAGCGCGCCUCAUAUCGGCCAUCUUGCCCGACACAGCGCGUAGUAAUAAUAAUAAGAAUCAUAUUGUUAUAGGCGACUAUAGUCCCGACUGACAACAGUCGCCGUACUGUUCUGUACCUUUGGCCAGAGCUGGCUGUCUAAUGAAGGCCUGGGAAGGGCUGCACAGUGACUGGGAGCUGAGCGGGGACACUGCCGUUCCGGGCUAAUGUAACACGGACACCGUAUAGCCGGACAGAUCUACAUCUAGCGCGUACUGUGCUCACGCAGCACCGGGAACAGUGACAAUACUAUGGACGUGUCUCAAAUUACUUCCAACUAAUAGCUAGAGGGAAUAGUGGUGCUUAUGGGACACCUAAGGAAACACAGAUCAGAGGAACCAGCAAGCUAAAGGCACAAUGAAAAGAGGAAGGAAAGUCAAUGAGGCUGGCAUUAGUUUUUCUAAAGAUAUAGGGGAAGUACCAAAGAAGGCAAAAAAUACUGAAAGUGGACCUCCUGAGAUGUCAAAGAGUCAUGACUGGGGAAACUUGCUUCCAGAUAUUAUUCUACAGAUAUUUCAGUAUUUGCCUCUCUUGGACCGCGCACAUGCUUCUCAAGUAUGCCGUAACUGGAACCAUGUGUUUCAUAUGCCAGACCUGUGGAGAUGCUUUGAAUUUGAACUGAAUCAGCCGGCUACAUCUUAUUUGAAUGCUACACAUCCAGACCUUAUAAAGCAGAUUAUCAAGAGGCACUCAAACCACUUGCAAUAUGUUAGUUUUAAGGUUGAUAGUAGUAAAGAAUCUGCAGAAGCUGCUUGUGAUAUCCUCUCACAGCUUGUCAACUGUUCUCUUAAAACUCUUGGACUUAUUUCUACUGCCAGACCAAGCUUUAUGGACUUGCCAAAGUCACAUUUCAUAUCUGCACUGACUGUGGUGUUUGUAAAUUCAAAAUCGCUCUCCUCCCUUAAAAUUGAUGACACACCAGUUGAUGACCCAUCACUGAAGGUAUUGGUGGCAAACAACAGCGAUACACUGAAGCUUUUAAAAAUGAGCAGUUGUCCCCAUGUUUCUCCAGCAGGCAUCCUUUGUGUGGCUGAUCAGUGUCAUGGGUUACGUGAAUUAGCCCUGAACUACUAUUUGCUAAGUGAUGAGCUGCUAAUUGCAUUAUCUUCAGAGAAACAUGUUAGACUGGAACACCUCCGUAUUGACGUUGUGAGUGAGAAUCCAGGUCAAACCCAGUUCCACACGAUCCAGAAAAGCAGCUGGGAUGCUUUGAUAAAACACUCGCCUAAAGUAAAUUUGGUUAUGUACUUUUUUCUUUAUGAAGAGGAGUUUGAUCCAUUUUUUCGUUAUGAAACACCAGUCACACAUCUGUAUUUUGGCAGAUCAGUAAGCAAAGAGGUGCUUGGCCGUGUUGGCAUGACAUGCCCACGUUUGGUGGAAUUAGUUGUGUGUGCAAAUGGACUUCGGCCUCUGGAUGAAGAGUUGAUCCGCAUAGCUGAGCGCUGCAAGAGUCUAACAGCCAUUGGACUCGGGGAGUGUGAAGUCUCUUGCUCAGCUUUUGUUGAGUUUGUUAAGAUGUGUGGAGGCCGUCUCUCUCAGCUUUCAAUAAUGGAGGAAGUAUUAAUACCUGAUCAGAAAUAUAACUUAGAGCAAAUCCACUGGGAAGUGUCCAAGCAUCUUGGCAGAGUGUGGUUUCCAGACAUGAUGCCCACUUGGUAGACUCUUAAACUUUCUAACUACUUGUUAUAUAAAAGAGCACCUUAGAUCUCCAGUACAUCUGCAUGGAAAGCUAAAUUAAUCAGCAGUUUUAUUUUGUUUUUUUUCCCUUCCUGUUUGUAUGUAGGAGCUAAUUUAUCAAACAAUUCAUAAGAAUCAGGAUCAAGUAGGGACCAUUAAAUAAAUUGUACAUUCUAUAAUGUAUUAAAAAUCUGGUUGUCUAUAACUUGGACCAAACAGGUGUCACUCUCAGUAAAAAAUUUUGUUCUUAAUUGGACAUAAAAGUGUAGUAUAUGUUACAAUAUAAAUUCUGAAUGUAAAAAAACAUAAACAUAAAAUUUAAAGGUGGCAAUACUAAAAUGUAUCUUCCACAACAUAAAGUUGUCAAUACAGCAUAAUACUUUUCUAUUCACAGUACCUCACCUCAACUUUUUGUGUGAUUUAGGCAGUUCUAUGCAGUUCUAAUCUUUAGUCUCCCCCCCCCCACCUUUUUUUUUUUUUUUUUUAAUUAAUUGACUUUUUGUUAAGCAGCUAGAUCCAAUUUACCCUAUCAACCAGGCAGUGGUUUUAAUGAAAGACUAAACAUGAAUAGGUGAAGGCCUAAACAAUAAAGUUAUAGACUCACCAAGAAAUAGUUGUUUCUUGCUGCCAGGAUCAGUGUCCCCCAUUUAAAGAGGAAAAAAAAAA
Messenger RNA from Xenopus tropicalis (tropical clawed frog), 2432 nucleotides. It is a transcript of the gene fbxl3, whose product is annotated as F-box and leucine-rich repeat protein 3. Gene Ontology annotation, cellular component: cytoplasm; nucleus. The transcript is spliced from 6 exons. NCBI's taxonomy places the organism in Eukaryota, Metazoa, Chordata, Amphibia, Anura, Pipidae. The record is from RefSeq and is a predicted model, not a curated record. Gene Ontology annotation, biological process: regulation of circadian rhythm. Bases 447 to 1748 code for a protein of 433 amino acids.